AUGCCACGAGAGAUUAUUACUUUAAAUAUUGGACAAUGUGGAAAUCAGUUAGGAAGUGACUUUUUUAAGAAAAUAUGUUCAGAGCAUGGAAUAUUACCUGAUGGGUCAUUAUCUACAAAUGAAUUUAUUGAUGACAGAAAAGAUGUAUUUUUUUAUCAAGCAGACGACCAACGGUAUGUCCCAAGAUCCAUUAACAUUGACCUUGAACCACGAGUGCUUGACUCAAUAAGAACAAGUGUGUGGAGUAAUUUUUAUAAUCCAGAAAACUUUAUUAUACCAACAAAUAAUGGAGCGGGAAAUUCAUGGGCAAAUGGAUAUUACACCACAGAGAAAAUGAGUGAGAUAGAAGAAAUUAUUGAUAGAGAGGUAGAACAUUGCGAUAGUUUAGAAGGAUUUUUCUUCUGUCAUUCUAUUUGUGGAGGAACUGGAAGUGGUUUAGGAAGUAAAAUUAUGGAAAUGAUUAGUGAAAAGUAUCCAAAGAAUAUACUAACUUCAUUUAGUGUAAUGGUAAAAGAAAAUCCCGAUGUUGUUGUUUCUCCCUAUAAUUCUAUAUUAACUCUAAGACGUUUAAUCACAGAAUGUCAAUCAGUUGUUGUAUUUGAUAACUCGGCAUUAGCAGAUAUUGCUCACACACAAUUUGGAGUUGAUGAAGCAACUGUAUAUGAUAUGAAUUCUAUAAUAUCUUCUUCAAUGUCUGCUUUUACUGCAAACCUUAGAUUUCCAUCAACUUUAUAUAAUUCUUUAAACAGUUUAAUGAUUCAUCUUUGCCCAUCUCGAUUUAGUCAAUCAAAUAUCAAGUAG
Molecule: messenger RNA, 801 nt
Organism: Entamoeba dispar SAW760
Lineage: Eukaryota; Evosea; Mastigamoebida; Endamoebidae
Product: tubulin gamma chain, putative
Exons: 2
Coding region: 1-801 (266 amino acids)
Biological process (GO): mitotic spindle organization; microtubule nucleation; mitotic sister chromatid segregation
Cellular component (GO): microtubule; gamma-tubulin complex; cytoplasm
Molecular function (GO): structural constituent of cytoskeleton; GTP binding
Source: RefSeq, a predicted model, not a curated record